CGACCAACUACUAGUACUAGUAUCUCCAAGCACCUCAUUCGCCGCCGCCGCGACAACUCGCUCGACAGCCUCCCAGCUGGGCUCCUGCCCGUGUAACGCGCAACAUCCCCGUCCUUUUGCUGUUCCUACCUCGGCAAGAUCCAAAGCUCAAAGCCGAGCUUUUGACGAUGCUUUGGCACCAGCGGAAAUCCGAAAACGCCGCCUCACGAACCUGAAUUCCUUCUCAAAGUGCGUGCGCCAGACGGUAUAAUAGAAUGCAAGCAGGCCUCAAGCCUUCAACCGCUACCUUUGACCGACCUAUUGAGCACAAUCUCUUCUUCCUCACUGCUCUCCAACUCUCGGAGUCGUUGAGAAUUUCGCAAUGGGCACUACCAGCUACUUUGGCCGCCCUGAAGACGGCGCUCGCCGCCUUGGGACCGACUUCGACCUCCUCGCGAAGUGGUCCCGUACUUUCAGACUGCGGGAACCUGUCCACUCGUAUUUCCUCACCCAGCUCUCCGAUGAGGAUCGGGCAAAGCUAUUCAGUGGGCCUGCAGAAGAGUUCAAGCUUGAAGAAGGGCCCGACAAGAUCGUCAAACUUCAGACGGUCAAAGAUGAGGUGGAUAGGAUCGACGCGGAGGUUCAGGUUAUGAUGCGAUCAGCAGGAUACAUGCGAUCCGAGGCUAGACGACUCGAAAUUCUCGAUGCGAUCGAAGAUGCCCGAGAUGAGGCAAAUGGUGCCGCUGCUUUGGCGCUAUCGAAACAUCUAAUGGAAGGCAUGGACGGCCCGCUCGCGGAGGAGCUCGCAGAAAAAGUCGCCAAAGAAGUCUUGGAUUCUGCAAAGGCGCAGGUCAGAGCUCGGUGGUUGGCCGCCAGGCUCGACCGACUGAGCCGAAUGGUUACGGAGAGUAACGAGCUCACGGAUUCGAUUGAUGCUUGCGGCGUCACGUCGGAAGGCAUGAAGCUCAAGACGGCAGAUUCUAGCCCAGUGGGAGCGGAGUAUCUCGCUCGCUGCCACGCCACAUUUCAAGAGAGGUUUCCUUACAUUCGCCUUCCUGAUUAUGUUUUGGCCUCGUCAGACGCUCCCACCAUGGAGGCGGAAGAUGGCCAGCUUUCCGAGGGACAGACAAAGGCACAGAGAGAGACGAUACGCGGUUCCCAUUUCCACUUCGCAGAUCUCAGCGACCAAACCACGCCGCAGCCAAAACCCGUCGCCAACUUCACUUCUCCCAACGAGUCACUCCCCGAAUAUGGAAGUGAAACAUCGGCCGGUUCUGCACAAUGGGACAGCCCCAAUUGCUUUUCUAGCGAAGACCCCUCAUCGCCUGACGUUGACUCUGCUGCUGGCUUCCCGGAUUUCCCAGACGGCGGCGUCGCGUUGCUACCGUCCUGCCUCAUGUUGGAUCUUGGACUGACGGAUGAAUCCGACAUGGCAACCCCGAGACCACAUUCGUGGCAUCUUGGGGCCGGCCUUAGCCAGGCGUUUUCUGCUAUUUCUACUGGCUUCGGUAGCAUCUCUGUCCACAAUGACCUUUUCGACCCGUCAAGAAUCGUGGCCAAUGCCGCCGUUGCGGACCCUUUUGCGACGCCUGCCAGCCAACAGGUUGAGACCGCGGCCAACGCUUCGCUUGCACCGCUCUCGCGCAGCGAAACGUGCAGGCGCCCUGUGGCCCAGCAGCAACCCUGGGCUGGGUUCCCCCGUUAUGAGGUCCCACUGAAUUUCAGCAGUGAUCGGUUGGUCCCCAAAUACUGGACCACCAAGCAAGGCAAGGAACGCUACCUUCGUCAGAAGCUUGGCUACCUCAAGUUGGAUGACGCCAAGUUGCGCUCUAACCCAGCUUUGGGCUCUAUCGCCCGCAAUCCCGUGCACAUAUUUGUCGACCUGUCAAAUAUCGUCAUCGGAUUUUACGACAGUAUGAAAGAGAGCCGGGGCAUUCCUGCCAGCAAGCGCGUCAUGGCUCCGGCUUUCUCCUUCAGGAACUUCGACACGAUUCUCACUCGCGACCGAAAUGUCGCCAAGAGGAUCGUCGCAGGUUCUAUGAGCAACUCGUACAACAAGCGAUGGCCUGGCUACAUGGUCCAGGCGCAAGAACUCAAGUACGAGAUGAACAUUCUGGAGCGCGUCCCGAAGCCUGCUUCACCGCAGCGCAAGCGCAAGCCGAAAGCUUCGAACCGUGAGGCUGACUCUGCUACGUCUGGACCUGACACUUCGGACAAUGACUCCCCCCUGGGACCCAUGAAGAAUGGUGAACAGGGCGUGGACGAGUUGCUGCAUCUGAAGAUUCUUCAGAGCGCGAUGGAUACGCUGGAGCCCGCUACCAUGGUGCUCGCUACUGGUGAUGCUGCGUCAGCGCAGUACUCAGAUGGGUUCAAGAAGAACGUCGAGAGAGUCCUUGCUAUCGGCUGGAACAUCGAGCUCUACGGCUGGCGCCGCAACAUGUCAUCGGCGUGGCGCGAUCCCAAGUUUGUCGACACGUACGGUGGCCGGUUCAAGAUCAUUGAGCUUGACGAGUUCUGCGAGGAGCUUUUUGACAUGACCAUCGAAUCCCUGGAGCAUUGA
This is a messenger RNA of Chaetomium strumarium, 2539 nucleotides long. RefSeq lists its product as uncharacterized. NCBI's taxonomy places the organism in Eukaryota, Fungi, Ascomycota, Sordariomycetes, Sordariales, Chaetomiaceae. The transcript has 2 exons. Bases 362 to 2539 code for a protein of 725 amino acids. The record is from RefSeq and is a predicted model, not a curated record.